This is a messenger RNA of Saccostrea cuccullata (small rock oyster), 1134 nucleotides long. RefSeq lists its product as uncharacterized. The record is from RefSeq and is a predicted model, not a curated record. Bases 1 to 1134 code for a protein of 377 amino acids. The transcript has 6 exons. Lineage: Eukaryota; Metazoa; Mollusca; Bivalvia; Ostreida; Ostreidae.
AUGGAUCCUAUCGCUUUACAUCAUGCAAUGCUAUUGCAACACCAUGCCCUGAAACUACAGCAAGACUCUAUGAUCAUGCUGACGAUGCUGAAGAUUAGAAGAAAAAAACAUACUAAAAAGAAAUAUUGGGUUGUUCCGUGGUUACGAGGACGUCAAAGAGAUCAUUAUGGCCAGUAUACCUCCCUCAUGAAAGAACUGAGGCUUGGAGAUGAAGCUUCCUAUCGGAACUAUCUGCGUAUGCCACCGGAGAUGUUCGACGAACUGUUGACCAGGGAAGACCAUUCUUCGACUUUGAUCGACCACAGGAGACCGAGGCGUGACCACUUCGUGGACAACCUUCGACUUCGUGCGAUCUUCAGCGAUCAAGCCACGCUCUUAGAUCGCAACUCAGUCUUCCGGGAAGAAUUUUUGGAUUUUUACAAUCUUACACACCGAAGAUGGUCCAACUCUAACUCUGGAAUUCAUUUUUUACCAUGUCAAUUCAAAGUAAUUGACACAGUGGAAUUUAUGGAGGAGAACAGCACCACAAUGUCAGAUUACAGCUUGAUUGACAACCAAAGAGAACUGACAAAAAUACUGUCUGAAUUGGAGGUUCAAAUGACAAACUGUGAACAUUCAGUGAGGUUCACUAGAGAAGUCAAUCAGCAAGGCAAAAAAGGACAUAGUUUUAGUAUCUCUUUUCCUACUGAUAUGUGUGUGACUGAUAAUGGUGAUGUUUAUUUCACUGAUUAUAAUGACAAUACCAUCCGCCGAUUGUCACCUUCGGGGUCUGUCUCUAAAGUCAUCAGUACAGAUCCACUGGUACCAUCAGGAAUCUGUCAGUCAGUGGACGGUGGACUACUGGUCACCUUGAGAGACAAUGAAUCAGGUCCUUACAAAUUAGAGUCAAAGAGCAGAUGUUUGGUGAGACACAUCACAGUAAAAGGUGAUGUCAUCCUUGAACUAGUGAUUAUGUCUCCCUCUGGUCGUAUGAAGUCUGUCUACCAUGGACAGAACCUGACAGAGGACUUCAGGCCAGUUGAUGUUGUAAGUGAUUCCCUCUGUAACAUCCUUGGUACUGACCCUAACAACAAACAGAUCCAUCUGUUGAGUCCUGAUUGGAGAGUUGCUAAAGUUUCUACUGACAGAAAAUGA